UGAAAUAAUCUGUCUGUAAACAAUUGUUGGAAAAAUUACUUGUGUCAUGCACAAAGUAGAUGUCCUAACCGACUUGCCAAAACUAUAGUUUGUUAACAAGAAAUGUGUGAAGUGGUUGAAAAACGAGUUUUAAUGACUCCAACCUAAGUGUAUGUAGACUUCCGACUUCAACUGUAACACUGAAAAAAAGUCGCACUUUUACAGUGUUAAUUUUAUCAUUUUUUGUACAAUAUGAUACAGUACACAGUAAAAACUGAAUUUCGACAGCAAUGAACCCUGGCAGGCAUGGGCUGUAGGCUUCUGUUCUGUUCCAGUUGCAAUAAUCGCAUUCAAUAAGAGCUAAAUUAAUUCACAGUCCCCCAGACCCCUACACACAAACAGGCGGUGCAGCCUCUGAAGCACCUUAUCACAAUUAGGCUAUUAGUGAUUCCAUUAGAAAAAUGAAAAAGUAUGAUAAUGAUGUUAGCGUUGUCCUGGCAACUCAAUGGCUUUUCGUGACUAUAAAACAGCUUUGAGGGGCGGUAUGUUUUUUUGCGGUGUGUAUCAGGUUGGGAGAGAGGUUACACCAAACCUGCUCCUGAACAGAUACUGCUUCGUGUCUAACAUACAUAAAACCGUUAUUCUAUCAAUUAAGUCAACAUGUUGAAACUUCCGGAGAAGUCCAGCAGCCAAACAGGCACCAGAAUCCUCCUCGAGGCCAUGUCGAACGAUAAGGUCCACUUGGCGAGGUUCAUUCUCGACGCACUGGAUGGGAAAAUCAUCGACUCCAAAACGGAGGGCGCGCAGACCCCUCUCAUCUCAUCUGUUCUGCUACCCGAAUGUCAGACCAGGUCCAAAUUCAUAGAGAUGCUUCUCCAUAAGGGCGCCAGCGUCAAUUGUCAAGACGAGAGCGGCCGCACUGCGCUCAGUUACGCAUGUGAAAAGGGUUACCUUGACGCGGUGAAGAUUUUGGUUAGAAACAACGCAGAUCCAGAGAUGGUUGACGCGUGGGGGAACACUGCGCUGAUGUACGCGGCAGUGGCUGGUCACUCACCGGUCGUUGCGUUCUUGGUGAGAGCCUUCAAGAGACUGGGGCUUCAAAUAGACCGACAGAAUAAAGUUGGUAACUCGGCAGUGGAGGUAGCAAAGUUUCUCGGCCACACAGACUGUUUUUAUGCGCUAACCAGUAACUCAAAGAAAAGCCGUGAAAAUGACAUUGGAGGUCAGAAAGAUGGUCAUUCCCACGUCAGCUCGGAUUGUAACAUAAAUGAGGAGAAGUUGGAGAGAAAGUUAUUGGAUCCCAUUAAGACACCAGACGUUCUCCAGGUGUGUCCCCAAAGCGACAGCUUGACCGCAGUGGACGGGACAUGGCUCCCGAGGCGUUCGGGUCGCAGAAGAAAUUCUUUGAUCUUAAAGAGUCGAUUACAGUCAAUGGAUUCCAUUGAGGAGUUUGAGAGAGAGAUUGACAUCCCCACAUUCCCACAGGAGCUGGUUUUCUCGGGUGUCCUCACCCCCAAACCCCCUCCUCGAUCUAACAACCUCCAGACCUGCCCAAAACUGAAAACAAUCUGUGUCAUCACCAAACCUGGGGAAAAGUUCACCAGCUCUGACAAUCACCUGCCUCCUCUUACCAGAGGAUCUGAGCAUCUCAAUCACAUGUCGGUUCUCUAUUCGCCUCGGCCGGCCAAAAACAACCUCAAAACCACAAAAAGCUGCGUGUCAAUAUCUGCGCCAGUAUCCUCUUCGUCCUCUCGUCUUGGUAUCCUACUAACUCCUAUCACAGGCAACAAAGGCAAAGACGAAUGGGAUAAUGUCAAACUGAAAACAGGACCUGACUUUAGUGUGAGGAGAUUUGACGACAGCUACUACCAGAAAAGGUGCAGUUUGCCCACAAGCAUCCUCAGUCCUGCACCUCCUGACCGUUCGAAAAUGCCUUUACACAAAACCAAAACUAUGUUUAGAAACGUUUCAACAACGGCCAACACAGAAAUUCCAGAUUUUACACCACCUGUUACCAGCUCCUCAACGACGUUCACGGUAUUGGGCAACAAACUGUUUCGGAGGUUUACAUUCCCCGCGUUUAAACAGAGCGGGAAGGAGGAACAGGGGGGCGCGUGUGGAGGAGAUCCCGCCUCAGGUUCACCGCGAGGAAUGCCGCGUUCAGAGACGUUCCCGCUGAGCACAAGACACCCGCAGGUGGGUAGUAAGCCCAGCAUAGACAGUAUCAGUGCAGUGAAAUGCGAGUUUGACUUCAAUUUUAAAACGGCCCAUUCUUCUUAAACAGUAUUUCUCUGAGGAUCAUGCAUAAUAGACAAAUGUCAUUUUGGAGAGCUGCAGUGUGUGAAGGCUUUUUCCCCCACUUCUUUUAUUCCAGCACUACUAACACAUUUUAUUGAACUUGCCGAAUUGUGAUUCUAGAUUGAGGACUAUAGGAGAUUAGUUGAAUCAGGUGUGUUAGUUUUGAACAAAUACCUGUACACACUAGUGUUGAGGAAAGGGGGGACAAACGCAAAGGCAUAUCCACGGGGAAGCCUCAUGCAGCACAAAUAGGAUGAUGUACAUUUACUUUGAAUAACAAACGUCAUCACUUUCAUAGCUAUUCAUAUUGGUUGUGAAAUAUCAAUACUAUACAUGUCAUUUGUUUAAAUUGUUUUCAUGGAUUGCAUUUCUAUUUCAGUUACAUUCUUGAAUUGUGAAAUAUUAAGAUGAAUUAAUAAAUCAUCGUUGGUAUUUCUAAA
Salvelinus fontinalis (brook trout) is the source of this 2717-nucleotide messenger RNA. Its product is annotated as ankyrin repeat, SAM and basic leucine zipper domain-containing protein 1-like. The record is from RefSeq and is a predicted model, not a curated record. Lineage: Eukaryota; Metazoa; Chordata; Actinopteri; Salmoniformes; Salmonidae. Bases 640 to 2259 code for a protein of 539 amino acids. The transcript has a single exon. Gene Ontology annotation, molecular function: protein binding.